This is a messenger RNA of Amblyraja radiata (thorny skate), 1623 nucleotides long. RefSeq names its product tripeptidyl peptidase I (gene tpp1). Lineage: Eukaryota; Metazoa; Chordata; Chondrichthyes; Rajiformes; Rajidae. Gene Ontology annotation, molecular function: serine-type endopeptidase activity; tripeptidyl-peptidase activity. The transcript has 11 exons. Bases 142 to 1608 code for a protein of 488 amino acids. The record is from RefSeq and is a predicted model, not a curated record. Gene Ontology annotation, biological process: proteolysis; central nervous system development.
CUCCGAGUUUGCAAACAGGCGCAGGCGUCUAGUUCGCACUUCCCGGAAGCAUUUAUGCAACAUCACGAUUCGGGACCGAGUUGCGAUUGACAGGCGAGCCUGGAGCUGGGUGGUGAAGUGGCUCUCCUGACCUCUCCGACAAUGGCACCGGGGUGCUUGCUAUUCCUGGUUUGCAUUUUUUGUUGUAUGAUCUCCUCCAUCCGCGGUGUCUUCCUCGAACCAGAUCAAAAUGUCAGUCUUCCUGUUGGGUGGAAAUACGUGGAGCGAGUUUCACCCAAGGAUCAAAUUCUUCUCACGUUUGCACUUAAACAGCAGAAUAUUGACAAGCUGAAAGAAAAGCUGGAGCAAUUAUCAAACCCAGCCUCUUCCCAGUAUGGUAAAUAUCUCUCCCUGGACCAGUUGUCCCGAAUGAUUCAACCUUCGAAAAAUACUCUGCAAGCUGUUUGGGCCUGGCUGGGAAACCUUGGCGUACAAGACUGCUCCACGGUCCAGACCUUGGAUUUCUUGAAUUGCUUCACAUCUUCCAGUACUGCUGAAAAGCUUUUGACUGGAUCAAAGUUUAAUCGUUACACCAAUGGUCAUCAGACGCUGAUACGAUCUCUGGCUAAAUACAGAGUUCCCGAUGAAUUGGCAGAGCAUAUUGAUUUUGUUGGAGGCAUGCAUCGAUUCCCUUCGCAAAAGACUGUGAUAAGCAAGGCAUGGAAAGUUGGUCAGCACAGAAAAGCGAAUCUUCACUUGGGUGUAACUCCUGCUGUUGUGAGGAAACGCUACAACCUCACUGCAAGCGAUGUUGGGUCUCAUGGGAAUAACAGCCAAGCAGUGGCUCAGUUUCUGGAACAAUAUUUUCACCAGUUGGACCUUGCAGAAUUCAUGCAACUCUUUGGUAGAGGCUUUGGCCACCAUACUGCAGUAGAUCACACAGUAGGACACCAAGGAGGUAUAAGAGCAGGCCUGGAAGCCAGUCUGGAUGUGGAGUAUAUUAUGAGUACCGGUGCAAACAUAUCCACUUGGGUCUUCAGUAACACAGGAAGGCACCAGUCCCAGGAACCCUUUCUGGAUUGGAUUACUUUAUUGAGUAAUAUGUCAUCCCUCCCAUGGGUGCACACCAUCAGUUAUGGAGAUGAUGAGGACAGUCUGUCAGUGGCGUAUUUAAGGAGAAUCAACAACGAGUUCAUGAAGGCUGGUGUCCGUGGUCUCUCCUUACUCUUUGCAUCUGGUGAUGAUGGUGCUGGCUGCAGAGAAGUUAGAAAAGGCAAAAAUACCUUCAGGCCAAGUUUUCCUGCAUCUAGUCCUUAUGUUACAACUGUGGGAGGAACCUCUUUCAAGAAUCCGUUUCAAAUUACGUUGGAGGUCACGGACUCUAUCAGUGGUGGUGGAUUCAGUAAUGUGUUUAAAAUGCCUGACUAUCAGGCCACUGCCGUGAAGUCUUAUCUCAGAAAGACAAAAUCACUUCCCCCAGAUACCUACUACAAUGCUGGUGGUCGUGCCUACCCUGAUGUAGCAGCAUUAUCUGAUAACUAUUGGGUUGUGACUAAUCUAAUCCCUAUUCCUUGGGUUUGUGGAACAUCAGUGAGUGAAAUUAUUUAUACAGUACUUACACCUCUUUAACCAGACUAAGGUAAA